UAAUUCACUCGGCAGAGUAGCAAUAUGAGCGCUCACGGUACCGUACGCUGAGGAAACGCGUGAGCGACGUGACGAGAUUCCAUUGCUGUGAAAUCGCGCGCUGUACGUGUCAGCGGGUCGCGCGACGUCGCGUGCUCCGUGAGUGUUAACACAGUGUCGUGUCUGGUUACGUCCCGCAACACGUGGAUACGUGGAUUUCUUGGUUAGUUCCCCGGAUCUUCGGAGGGAUACCACCACAGCCAUCGGACCCGCCGCCGCCGCCGCUGCCACCGCUGCUGCCGCUGCUGCCGUUGCCGCCGUCGUGGCGAGGAAUCACCGUCGGUGAGUAAGGUGAGAGGAGUUUCUCGACCUAGGCUAAGAUGUCACAUCACAGCGACGACAACAUGCUGAUAGCGACGUCGGACUCCUUUUGGGAGCCGGGCAAUUACAAGCGCACCACCAAGAGGAUCGAGGACGGGCACAAGCUCUGCGACAGUCUGAUAGCGCUGGUCCAGGAAAGGGCGGAGAUCGAGAAGACUUACGCGAAGGCGCUGAAGAAUUGGUCGAAGAAUUGGAACGACAAGAUCGAGAAGGGACCGGAAUACGGCACCACCGAGGCGGCGUGGAAGGGCGUGCUCGUCGAGUCCGACAGACUGUGCGAUCUUCACCUCAGGGUCAAGGAGAAUCUCUGCAACGACAUUAUUCAGCAGGUGAAGACGUGGCAGAAGGACACGUAUCACAAGUCGAUGAUGACCCUGAAGGAGCGCAAGGAAAUGGAGGACGCGUUCAAGAAGGCGCAGAAGCCGUGGGCGAAACUCCUGCAGAAGGUCGAGAAAGCCAAGUCGGAGUACCACAAUAGCUGCAAAACCGAACGAACGGCGGCGAACAUGGAGAGGAACGCUUCGGCGGAUAGUUCUCUCUCGCCGGACCAGAUGGCCCGAGGCUCUGAAAACGUGAAGAAGAUGCAGGACAGGGUGCAGAAAACGAAGGAGGAGGUGCAAAAGGCGAAAGAGAAGUACGAGGCGGCGCUUCAGGAGAUCAAUCAGUACAAUCCGAAGUACAUGGAGGACAUGACGCAAGUGUUUGAGAAGUGUCAGGAGAUGGAGGCGCAACGGCUUCAGUUCUUCAAAGACGUCCUGUUCGGGAUCCACAAGUGUCUGAACAUCUCGCAGGAUCCGGUGCUGCCGCAGAUAUACGAAGAAUUCUAUCAUACGAUAAACAACGCCGACCAUGAGAAGGACCUCAAGUGGUGGUCGAAUAAUCACGGCGUGAACAUGGCUAUGAAUUGGCCGCAGUUCGAGGACUACACAGAGGAGUUCCGCGAGAUCACGAAGGGCUCGAAGUCGAAGGAGGCGCUCCCGGCAGGCUCCAUCACUCUCAUCAAUCAACGCCCGGUCGGCGAGGAUCUGCAUGAGUUUCCGCCAGUGAAUAACAAAUCAAAAUCGAAGUCCGCUGGCCGGGUGAUAUCGGCGGACGGCAAUCACGGGGACAGCAAAACGGAUACAAUCACCUCCAGCAAACAGCCCUCGGAGAAGAAUAAUCAUGAAACAGAUAGCGUCAACAGGACCUCAACGAUCACCAAUGGCACUAACGCCAAGCAAGAGUCAAACCCGUUCGAGGAGGAGGAGUGGGAUGAGGAUGGCGGGGAGCCAUUGGUCGACAAUGGAGAACCCGGGGUCCCCGUACGGGCGUUGUACGAUUACGAAGGAGCUGAAGCGGACGAGCUCAGUUUUAAACAAGGAGAUGUAUUCGAGAAGCUAGAAGAUGAAGACGAGCAAGGAUGGUGUAAAGGCAGAAAGGAUGGCAGAGUGGGUCUCUAUCCAGCGAAUUACGUAGACCUGGUAUCGCAAUAAAUUAACGACACGAAGCCAAAUCCACAAGUUCGUUAGUUACUUAAUGUGUAAACUCCGCCGAGAAUAAGAUUUCCGCGUUUCGUUUCUUCUCGCCGUUCUUUUAUGUGGCGAGUUGAAAUC
Molecule: messenger RNA, 1952 nt
Organism: Harpegnathos saltator (Jerdon's jumping ant)
Lineage: Eukaryota; Metazoa; Arthropoda; Insecta; Hymenoptera; Formicidae
Gene: Synd
Product: protein kinase C and casein kinase substrate in neurons protein Synd
Exons: 10
Coding region: 360-1832 (490 amino acids)
Biological process (GO): plasma membrane tubulation; cytoskeleton organization; regulation of endocytosis
Cellular component (GO): plasma membrane; cytoplasm; endosome
Molecular function (GO): protein binding; phospholipid binding
Source: RefSeq, a predicted model, not a curated record